AUGAUGGGGAAUACUAGGGUGAUUGCAGCCGGGAUCUGUGGGGCUCUCUUUGUGGGCUACUGCAUCUACUUUGACCGUAAGAGGCGUGGGGACCCUGAGUUCAAGAAGAGGCUUCAGCAGCGAAGGAGGCAGCAGAGGGCGGCGGCGGAAGGCAGCGUGCUCCCCGACUUCCCCAGCCAGAAGGACGCGGAGGCCAUGCAGGCCUUCUUUCUGGAGGAGAUCCAACGGGGGGAAGAGUCCCUGUCGCAGGGGGACUACGAGGUGGGCGUCUACCACCUGUCCAACGCCAUUGCCAUCUGCGGGCAACCGCAGCAACUGCUGCAGGUGCUGCAGCAGACCAUCCCCCCGCAUAUAUUCCGCAUGCUCCUCACCAGACUCUCCACCCUCCGCUGA
Molecule: messenger RNA, 393 nt
Organism: Amblyraja radiata (thorny skate)
Lineage: Eukaryota; Metazoa; Chordata; Chondrichthyes; Rajiformes; Rajidae
Product: mitochondrial import receptor subunit TOM20 homolog
Exons: 1
Coding region: 1-393 (130 amino acids)
Biological process (GO): protein targeting; tRNA import into mitochondrion; protein import into mitochondrial matrix
Cellular component (GO): mitochondrial outer membrane translocase complex
Molecular function (GO): transmembrane protein transporter activity
Source: RefSeq, a predicted model, not a curated record